Molecule: messenger RNA, 1965 nt
Organism: Hemibagrus wyckioides
Lineage: Eukaryota; Metazoa; Chordata; Actinopteri; Siluriformes; Bagridae
Gene: ncf2
Product: neutrophil cytosolic factor 2
Exons: 14
Coding region: 37-1518 (493 amino acids)
Biological process (GO): respiratory burst; superoxide anion generation; phagocytosis
Cellular component (GO): NADPH oxidase complex
Molecular function (GO): superoxide-generating NADPH oxidase activator activity; protein binding
Source: RefSeq, a predicted model, not a curated record
GGUUUUCAGUAAGUUUUCAGCUGCAGCUGAGGGAAGAUGUCCUUCGUGAGCACUCUGCGUCAGUGGGAUGAAGCAGUGGCUUGUGUGGAGAAAAAGGACACAGUCUCUGCUCUCAGGAUAUUCCUGAGCAUUGAAGAGAAGACGUCAAAAAUCAACUUCAACAUCGGAUGCCUUCAUCUGAACAAUAAUGACCUGGAUGCUGCUGAAAAGGCGUUUGACGGUAGCAUUGGCAAAGACCAGCAUCUGGCUGUUGCUUUUUUUCAGCGGGGAAUUACGUUCUAUAAAAAGCAAAGGUUUGAAGAGUCACUGAUGGAUUUCCAGCAAGCUUUUAAGGAGCUAAGAGGGAAUCACCUAAUAGACUACAAACCUCUUGGGAUGAUUUAUAAACUUUAUGCUUGUGAGGUGCUGCACAAUACUGGACUUGUCUAUGCGCAGAUGGGGAAAUGGGAGAAUGCUCAAGAACAGCUGCUUGCAGCUCUUAAAGUCCGGACAGAAUCCAAGUUCACCCACAUCGAUAAGGCUCUGGAGUCCAUCCUGAAGCAGAAACUCUUUUCUCUGGUGGUGAUUCGACCGGAGCUGAUGUUCAAACCUAAUAAGCACUAUGUGGCCGAACUGGAGAAAAAGGACUAUCUUGGAAAGGCCAAGGUUAUAUCUUCUGUGGUUCCUGCGGAUAAUUUCUCAGGUUUUGCUCCUCUUCAGCCUCACGCUGAAGAUGUGCCAGCUAAACCCAAGCCACCAGAAGUACUGAGAGCUCUUGAAGGUGAACCACACACUGUUCUGUACGAGUUCAUUCCCGAGACCACAGAAGAACUGGCCGUGUUACCAGGCAACAUCGUAUUCGUUCUUCAGAGGGGGACUGACAACUGGGCAUCUGUUAUUUUCAACGAAAGGAGAGGGUUGGUUCCCUACAAUUUUCUGGAGCCACUGGACAUUACAAUGGCCUCCAAAAUGGUGCAGGUUGCACCAUCCAUCAGCAAUGAAGACAUACCCGCUCCUCCAAGAAGAGCAGCACCCAAUAAACCUGCGGGUAAAGCAGGUCAGGAGGCCACCACAACAGAGACUAAAGCUGAUGAUUUCUCAAAAUGCAUUGUGAAAGUGCACUUCCUGUUCACCAUAUCCGUUUGCAUUGCACCAGGACAACCAUAUAAAGCCGUCCUCCAGAUUAUCAGCAAAAAGCUCAAGCGACCUGCUGCUACACUCACUCUGAGCUAUUUUAAGCCUGGAUCUACUGAGAAAGUGAUACUUGAGGAGUCAGAGAUGGAGGUGAUGUGGACCUGCGUGAGCAACAAUCGCCUCACGCUGUGGUGUUCAGCCUCUGAGGAUAAAACUGUAGCACCGGAAAAGGUCGUAGCUCUGUACGCUUACGAGGCAGCCACCCCUGAAGAUCUGGAAUUUGCUCCAGGAGACGUCAUCACUAUCUUGUCUAAAGUGAACGAAGAAUGGCUCGAGGGCGAGUGCAACGGGAAGAGUGGCAUCUUCCCAUCAUCUUUUGUUGUAAAUCAAGAAAAUGAUCAGUAGAUGGAGUGGAAGUCUUACUGAUAAAUAACAAAAUCUUAUUAUUUAAUGCUUAAUAAUUUAAUUAUUUAAUGCUUAAGUGUAACUAGCAUUAGCUAAAGUGCUCUUUUAGUAUGCUGCAGUGCAUAAUACAAGUCUAUACAUUAUUUUAUUAACAUUUUAAAGCUUUUGGAAUAACUCUUCAAGGAAUAAUGAGACGGUUAUGUAUUAUAUAAAGUUACCUCACCAUACCCAAGAUGAUCUGUUAACCUUUAAAUAACUGCACUGCUUAUUUCUUUAAUAUUAUUAGUCUUAGACUAUGUGGAGCAUCCAAUAUACAAGUGUUGUUACAGAAAAGGGAGAUUGAGCACAUUAAUAUACUUUAAAACUGGUAUUUAAAUUAUAGCUGGUUAUCAAAGAUGCUGUUAGAGAAAAUAACUCAACACUUAACAGAAUAGAGACUCCAUUAGC